Molecule: messenger RNA, 4752 nt
Organism: Trichophyton benhamiae CBS 112371
Lineage: Eukaryota; Fungi; Ascomycota; Eurotiomycetes; Onygenales; Arthrodermataceae
Exons: 2
Coding region: 1-4752 (1583 amino acids)
Biological process (GO): secondary metabolite biosynthetic process; amino acid activation for nonribosomal peptide biosynthetic process
Cellular component (GO): cytoplasm
Molecular function (GO): phosphopantetheine binding; catalytic activity
Source: RefSeq, a predicted model, not a curated record
AUGAGCCUAUUUCCACAAUUGCUGUUGGAGCAGGUGGCAGCAGUCCUGGAGGUUGGCGCUGAAGACCUGGAGCUUGGAUCCGGGUUUAUCAAGAAUGGAGGAAAUUCUCUCAAUGCUGUUGAACUGGUAACACGUUGCCGGCAGUAUGGGGUAUCGUUAUCCGUGGCCCAGGUUCUUUCGUGCAAUAACUUGAACGACCUAUUUGAACAAUUCAAACCGGGUUCUAAACCUGAUUACCAUCAAGUGAGAACGCCAUGCUUCUCUGACGAUAGCGAAGAUGAUUCACCAGCAUCACUGUCUUCCAUCGAGUCUUCCCCACGAGCUACGACCCCGGUUCCGGCAGUAGAGAUGUUAGCAGAGAAGGAAAAGGACAAUACUACCAACACUGCUCUGACAAUGCAAGAGCCGACCCUCGAUGAACAUGCCACGGAAGGUCUUAGUGAAAUGCAAGCCUCUCUCCUUCAUGGCUCUCUGAAGAACCCUGGGACCAAUAUAAUUUAUCACUAUGAAACGUUUCUUGCAAGCAUGAUCCCACAGAUGAAGGAAGCAUGGAAGUCAGUGAUAGAAGUGGAGCCAAUUUUUCAGAUACCAGCCAUGGGCGGUGAAUUGGAUAUUCCGGGUCAGGGCCAGUUUUCCUGGACAGAGGUCACAGUCAAUUCAGAAUUGGAGUAUCAGAAGCAUCUGCAAACCAUGGGCCUUCCCUCGUCGCUCUCAUCCUCAUUUAAAGUGGUUCACUUUCCAGGAAGAGACUCCGCAUCUAGCAAGAGCACAAUAAUUUGGGCGGUUCACCAUGCACUCAUUGAUGGUUACUCAGCCAUGCUUUUAUUCUGCAAAGUCCGCCGCAUUGUUGCAGGAUUAUCUGCCCGCCCAAGCCCUGGCCCAUCAUUCAAACAGGUUGAUAGACAAAUUGGACUAUGGCGUCAACAGCACAAGGAGGAAGGAGAUGCAUACUGGAGAAGACAAGCUCCCCAGCUUGAACAAUCACAAGGAGACUUGCUGCUUCCGGCGCCUCCAAGUCAAGGAGAUACUUCCUGUUCUGUUAUAGAGAGCGAAGAGAUUCAUGUCAUAAGUAAUAUCCCGGGAACACAACUGCAGGGGCUUGUCAGGAACCUGGGCAUCACACCAGCCGCAUUCUACUAUGCAGCAUGGGCAGUAGUCCUAAGCUGUUAUGCUGACUCGGACAGCGUCAUUUUUGGAGCGGUACUGGCGGGAAGAAACCUCCCGCUAGAAGGGGUUGAUGAAGUAAUAGGUCCGCUGGUCAACACAUUACCACUCUGUGUCAAGGUUGACCGAGAUUUAUCUGCCGAACAGUUCCUGAAGGCUGUGUUUGCCCAGAUAAUGGAGUUGGCCGAGUACCAAUGGACCACACCUGACAAUGGCUAUACCCGAAACUUCGCAACUGCAAUGGCCUUACAAGUACCAGAACCAGAAUGUCCAGGGGGAAUACUACCAAUAGAAGCUCCAUACACACGUCAGACGACAGAUGUACCGCUUAGCAUCAACGUGCAGCCAAAUGGCGGAGCAAGAUUUGUUUAUCACACCUCAAAAUAUAGCCGGCGGGAUAUAGGGGGUGUUGGACGUCACUACCAACGCGCAAUGCAGCUCCUUUUAAUACCACAUCGGUCUAUAAAAGAGUGUCUGCAAGGACUUCUGGGAUGCGCUGAUCUCGAGACACUGAUGAACUUUGGGAACUGCCACUCCACGCUCACAACCACUAUGGCAGUCCAAGAUGACCUGGUAACAUUAUUCGAGUCAGCAGCUUCCAAGAACCCUGAUGCAAUCGCCAUCCAGAAGGGUAGCCUCGAGAUGACAUAUGGGCAGUUUGAUGCACAGUCCAGCCGUGUAGCAAGCAUAUUGAGAGAAUAUUUAUCUCCAGGUGAUGUGGUUUGUGCCCAUGCAGACCGCUCCUCUAACUGGAUAGUUGGGAUGAUGGGAAUCCUAAAGGCAGGGGGUGUCUAUUGUGCAGUAGAUGGCGGACUUCCGCAGGAAGCUCGAGAUAUCAUAUUUUCAGCUUCCGGAGCGAACGUAUUCCUUAUUCCCUCAGAGACCAACAAGGGGGUCUGUCCGGCAGUCUGCAAAACCCUGCUUGUUACCGAUGAAUUGGUAACCAGGGACGAGGUUCCUCUACCUCAUCGUCGUUCACCUCAUCCAGAAGCUAAUGCCUAUCUAUGCUUCACCUCUGGCUCUACUGGAAGGCCUAAGGGAGUCAUGUGCAGCCAUGAGGGUCUUGUGGCAUUCCAACGGGAUCUGGAAGUGCGGCUAUUCGCACAACCAGGGCACCGCGUCGCUCAGAUAAUGUCGGUAGCUUUUGACGGCAGCAUUCAUGAAAUAUUCUCCACAAUUUGUUACGGCGCUACCCUCGUUUUGCAAAGCGGAGGGGACCCUUUUGCACAUCUCAGCGAUGUCGAUUCUGCCAUAUUGACCCCUUCAAUGGCGCGUGUCUUAAACCCUGCGCACUAUGAUCGAUUGAGUUCCGCUGUAUGUGAUCGGUGGUCCCAGGAGAAAGCGCUUUAUAACAUGUAUGGGCCAACUGAGGGCACAUGCGGCGCAACCAUAAAACGCUUGUAUCCUAGUCAAACGGUGACAAUUGGGCCACCAAACCCCUCAACACGGUUAUAUAUAAUGAAUCGGCAUCGUGAACUAGUCCCCCCUGGCGUGAUUGGCGAGAUAUACAUCGCUGGUGUGCAGGUUGCUCGCCAUUAUAUUGGAAUGCCUAAGGAGACUGAGGAACGAUUCAUUGCUGAUCCCAUACGCCGCAUUGGAGAACGAAUGUAUAAAACAGGAGAUCGAGGAUACUGGUCUAGCAAUGGCGAGGUUGUUUGCUUAGGCAGAAAUGACCGUCAGAUUAAACUCCGAGGAUUCCGUCUUGACUUGGACGAUCUGGAAACUCGGAUGGUUCGUGCCUCAUCGGAAGUGACAGCUGUGGCUGUGGCUAGGCAGGGCAACCACCUUGUUGCAGCUAUUCUUCCAUCCACAGCUGAUGUGAGUGCUUUUGCAGCGAGAAUAGCACAGGUUCUUCCUCCUUAUGCAAAUCCUCGCAAAAUAUUUGCCUUGAGAGAAUUUCCAACCACAAAGGCAGGCAAGCGGGACUACAUAGCCCUGGCGAAGAUGAGCCUUCAGGCUGCUACACCCACAGGACGGCCGUUACGAGGGUGCCUGGAGGAGUUAAUCGGCGAGGCAUUUCGUUACGUGCUCCGACUUGAGCCUCAGGUUUCACUCAACACACAUUCCAGCUUUCACGAGCUAGGAGGGCAUUCGCUUUUGCAGCUGCAGCUCAAAAUUCGCAUAAGUCAGGUUCUAGGCCAACAGAUCCCGCUCCGCCUAAUAGUGCAGCACGAUCGCAUUGAACAGCUAGCAGAGGCUAUCGAGAAAAAUGGCCCAGGGCUGCAGCUCCUCAGGCGCGACGAAAUGGUUCUUGGGGAAUCAAAGCUAUCUCCAAUGGAGUUAGAAUGGUGGCAUAAGUGCCAAGUGAACGAGUGUACAUCCAGUUUCAAUGUCAACUUUAUUGCUAAGAUGGAUAGCAAAGUCGUUAAUCGGGUGCGUCUAGCCGAUGCUUGCAACGAUGUGAUGGCUCGCCACCGGAUCCUGCGAUCGCGUUAUAUAUACUCUCGGGCAACAGGAUCCGCGGUACGACAGUAUAGCCCACUAGCUCCCCGAGUGCGGCUGGUUAACAGCACUAUCAACCCAUGGAUAGAGAUUAAUCGGCCAUUUGCAUUGGCAAGGACAGCUCCCAUUAGGGUUGUGAUUUCCAGGUCACAAUUUAUCUUAACCGUUAGCCAUAUAGUUGCCGAUUUGACAACACUUCAGACGUUGCUGAGAGAGAUAUCUCAAAGAUACCAUGGGGAGCCUCUCCUUCCGGUCUCAAUGACUUAUAUGACCACCACGACCUGGGGGAGUGUACCUAGUGACUGUGAUCUAACUUUCUGGUCAGAAACACUGAGCCAACUUCCACCGACAUCCCAUUUACUAGGACAUGAGGGACGUAGGCGCGGGUAUCGUGGAAAGUCCGUCUUCUGCGAAGUGCCUUCAGCGGCAUACCAAGGAAUGAAGAGCCUCAUCAGUCGGUCGUCCAUUACAGGUCAGCAGCUGGCAAUUGCCGCAGUCGCACUCUGCUUGGAAAGGCCUACUACGGCUCCUGCUGCCAUAAAUUCAACUGACAUGGUCUUGGGUAUUCCGUAUAUUAACAGGAAAUCGCGUGAUGAGCUAGAUGUGGUUGGACUCUUCUUGGAGCCAUUACCAAUCCGUAUCAGAUAUACGGCGGAUGAAAGUACCGACAAGGCAGAGCCAUACCUCAAAGCAGUACAACAAUCGGUGCAAGAGUCAGUGGGCCAUUCAAUUCACUGGGAUCAGCUGUUAGAGCAUCUUCAGGUGCGCACGUCAGCCCCAGAUCAUCCUCUGUUCGAGACCGUCGUUACGUUCCAUGGCCGGGACCAUUCGAAUGGGCUAGAAAUCUCCGCGCCAGGGUUUGAGACAUGUUACACCUUUACUGAUGGAGCCAAAUUCCGACUACUCUGUGAGUUCAGUGCUGUAUCAGAGGACAAACUGGUGUUGCGGAUGGAGUAUGACACGGACUGCUUUUCACUCGAUGAUAUACAUCUCUUGCAGACACGAAUCCCGCUUGCAAUCGCCCUUUUAGUCCAAGGAGUCCCUUAUCCAGUGAUCCGACAAAGGAUAGCCAGUUUGCGUGAUGCUCCUGUCGUCAAAGUCCUGCAACCAGACGUGGUGUUUGGGCUUCCGCUCUCCAGCAUCUAG